UUUAUUAGCAGCGGUCCAUGAUGAUGGUGUGAUAAUCUUUCACUCCAGGAUCAAGAGUGGUUUGGAAAUGAUAAAUUAUUUUUCUCUGACCUUGGCAUUGAGCAUCAAACUGGAAAAAUCUCCCGCAGAUCAUUUGAGAGGACAGAUGAGUGAUUCCCAUUUACCAGUCUAGGUGCUAGCAGAGAGAUGGGGACUCCUCCGAUAACAUGCAAGCAGUGGGUAGUAUUCCUGAUUUGGACUACAGUUUCAGAUGGGUACAUGUAAUUCCUUCAUUGCACCUUGGAUGACUGGUUCUGUUAGGUUAUGUGAUAAAAAUCUGUUCUCUGCACAAACAGAGGAACAAUGAUGGAUGGGGGAACCCCAGAGAUACCCUGCCCCUCCCCCCUUCCCCUGGUACCCUGUCCGGGGUAUUUCCAGGCGCAUUGAAGAAGCACAAAGGCAGAACACCAGCAGGGCACCUCAAUAACCCUUCAGGGAAAUGGGGCCCUACCGAGAGACCCCCAAAACGUGCCAGAAUGGUGAUCACCCCUUAAGCUGUGUGUGACACCCACCACAUGAGUUGAAGGGAGAAGUUCUCCAGAGGAUCUUACAGUCCGAGGGGGCUGUACUAGAGGCUCCAUCUACGAAAUGUUUGGAAAUGAAUGCUGCCUGUCAACAGGAGAAGUCAUUAAAGUUAUUGGCUUCAAAAUUAAUAAGCUCAUAGCAAGUAUCUGCGAGAAUAAUGAAGUCAGCCGGUUUUCAGCCAAAGUGGAAUUACCACUAAAUUUUCCUGGUCUUUAUAAGGUUGUGGCAGAUAAAACCCCAUACACCAGCAUUGAAGAAAUUACAAGAAAAGUCCCCAUUGGACCAACAAGAAUUGGCCAUCCGUGUUUCUACAGCCCUGAGGAUAUAAAAUUGGAGAACCUCACUGUUCAACAUGGUGAGCAUAUCACCUUCAACUCAGUGGAAGAGGUCAAUGGAAUUAUUGCUGUGAACUGUGGUGUGGUCAGAAAUAAACAGACUCAUUCCUUUACCUUGCCCCUUUCACAAGAAGGAAAAUUCUACGAGUGUGAAGAUGACCAGAUAUACACUCUAAAAGAGAUUGCAGAAUGGAAAAUCCCUAAGUGCAGAAACCGUGUUGUCAAACUUUCUAACACUUUACAUACUUGGGACUCCUCUAAUCCACUUCCUGAGAAUUUUGGUGGCUGCUUGAUUCUCUCACCUGUCUAUGAAGUGCAGGCAGUAAUGAAAUUUCGAAAAGACAUAGUUCAUAUCCUCUCAGAUCUAGAUGUUGAGGUCAAGGAUAUAACAGACUGUUAUGAUAUUAGCUCUUUCCUUCAGCCACUGUGCUUGGAAGAUGUAUUUGAGAGAACAAGCAAGGAAUUUCCUAUGGUGGCUGAGAUCAUGGAAGGGCCUUCAGGAAGCCAAAAACCUUAUAAGUUAUUGCAUACAGGGAAAGAGAUCACCAUCUACAAAAAGUACCAGGCAACACGAGUCCUCGCAUCCGAGAUCAGAAGUGAUUCCCCCAAAAGACAUUUUUUAAUCCCUUUGAGCUACAAAGGAAAGUUCAAGAGAAGACCUCGGGAGUUUCCAACCGCCUAUGACUUAGAGAUAGCAAGAAGUGAAAAGGAACAGCUUCACGUUGUAGCAACUAAGGCCUUUGAUUCACCUCAUAAAGAGCUUUUUUCUGUUUCAGUUGGAGACCAGUUUCUAGUUGAACAAUGCCAGACCAGUGAAGUUCUGUAUGAGGGAAGAAAGAAAGUCAUAGACGUUUUAGCUUGUGAACAAAUACUAAGUGACACAUAUAAGAAAGUGUUCCUCCCUAUGUACAUGGAAGGUGGCUUUGUGGAAGUGGUUCACGAUAAGAAACAGUACCAGCUUUCUGAGAUUUGCAAAGAAUUUCGUUUGCCUUUUAAUGUCAAAGUGUCCGUGAGGGACCUUUCAGCUGAGGAAGAUGUACUGGCUGCCGUGCCUGGUCUGCAGUUUGAAGAAGAAAUCACAGACUCUUAUUUACUGAUCAGUAGCACCAGCAGUCCAUCGGAGAGCUGGGAGAUUCCUGUAUAUCGCUUAAACAUGUUGGUCCAUUUGCUCAGCAAAGAUGUCCAGACAGUUGUACCUCCUGCAACUAAGACAACAGUGGAAGAGAUCAGUGAAGAGCAGUACUAUAUGGUGAGAAGAUAUGAAAAUCAAACCCUUCAUCCACCACCCAGGCCUCCCAAAAAGCCAAGAACACUCGUACCAAAAUCUGUUUCUGCAGAACCUAAGCAAGGUGUGUCUGAUGUACUACAGGCUCCAAAGAUUUUCUGUGUAGACACCACCAAGAAGUUGUGCUCAAACCAAGCUGCUGAAGUUUUGGAAAUACAAGUUAGUUGUCAAAAGAGUUUGAUGCAUCGAGAGAAUAAGAAGGACAUGGCUGGGAAAGCUACCUUAGUGGAAACCAGUGUGAUUAAAGAUUACACAGAUCUAACAAAGAAGGCACUUGGGAAGUGUGACGCAGAAAAGGAAGAGGAAGAAGAGCAUGACUACGACUAUGUGGAUGAAAAUAUAAUUGAAAACAUAAGAAAAAUAUUUCAAGAUACAACCAUUAGAAAUAAGCAUGCAGUCUCUGAAGGAAGAAGAGACAUCUGAAGCAAAAUAAUUCUGAAGUUAACUGGAAACAAAGAGGAAGCUGUGUCCUUCACCUAUGAGGAUGAAUUGCAACUGUAAGAAAAAGCUGUUCAUGAAAGUGUCCUUCUUAUCUCAUGAAGAACGUAUGAGGCUGUAAUUUAACUAUAAUAAUCCCCUGAGAAACUAAACUGCUUACUCUUCCUAAACAAGAAGUCAAACCAGCUAAUGUCUCAUGACCCUUUAAACGGACAAAGUUCCUCUGUACAUAUUUAUUCAUGAAUUCAGUCAAUUAUGCCAAGUCAAAUCCUUCAUUCUUAUUGCACCUGAAAUACCAGUUGACUUUCCGAACCACGGUAGGGCGAGUGCAAAAAGAACAUCCCUUACUGAAACAGCUGUGCAGAUGUUUCAUUUGGAUUUUGGAGGACAGAAGGUUCAAAAUUGCAAAUGGCCAGAUUCUGCCACUCUUUCAGACAACAAGC
Molecule: messenger RNA, 3065 nt
Organism: Cuculus canorus (common cuckoo)
Lineage: Eukaryota; Metazoa; Chordata; Aves; Cuculiformes; Cuculidae
Gene: THEMIS
Product: thymocyte selection associated
Exons: 7
Coding region: 628-2607 (659 amino acids)
Biological process (GO): T cell receptor signaling pathway
Source: RefSeq, a predicted model, not a curated record